AUCCGUGUCUCCUCCACUGACGCCGAUGAACAUCAUUUCAACUCCACAAUGAAACUUUUGCCCAGCCGCUUACUCGUUACGUGUCUCUUUUUCCCAUUGACCAACGCCCAAAAUGGACUUACAGGCCUCCCAACUAAGACAUAUGACCCAGUCUGCGCAAUGGCCUGCGUGCGGUCUCUGUAUACGCUUACCUUGUCGUGUUCUACGGGUGGAGGCUCCCUUGGCAUGACCGAACUCACCACUUCACCGGGAUGUUGGGCGACCAAUGACGACUAUCUCACGAGCUUGGCAUAUUGCAUGCGCUCUCACUGCCCAGCCUCAGAAUUCUCAGAUUCAAAGUUGGAAAGUUUCUGGGAACUCCAGGCCACUGGGCAAACCAACGCCGGCGUUCAGUCUGUUCCCGCCAAAUGGUCCUUCGCUCAAGCCCUCGCCCACGCAUCCUCCAAACCCACCUUCACGCUAUCUUCCGACGCGACUGUUUUGAACCAGACCUCUCUAGUCAACCCCUCGACUUAUACUUCGCAAUACAAUGUCCUGUACGGCGUGCAGCGCGAAACAUCGUUUGAAAACUUGUCGGGGCAAGUAUUGACCCCUGACCACAAUCUCCUUGAGGGGUUGCUAACAUUGCGUUUCCUCCAACAGAGUCAUCAUUCUUUGUUUCGGUUUUGCAGUUCCGAUAUUGCUCACGUGGCUCCAGCUACUCCCCUUCAUCGGUAGA
This is a messenger RNA of Periconia digitata, 718 nucleotides long. Lineage: Eukaryota; Fungi; Ascomycota; Dothideomycetes; Pleosporales; Periconiaceae. The record is from the annotation of a GenBank genome assembly.